Vespula pensylvanica (western yellowjacket) is the source of this 2547-nucleotide messenger RNA. It is a transcript of the gene Blos2, whose product is annotated as biogenesis of lysosome-related organelles complex 1 subunit 2. NCBI's taxonomy places the organism in Eukaryota, Metazoa, Arthropoda, Insecta, Hymenoptera, Vespidae. Gene Ontology annotation, biological process: lysosome localization; endosomal transport. Gene Ontology annotation, molecular function: gamma-tubulin binding. The coding region runs from base 476 to 1054 and encodes 192 amino acids. The record is from RefSeq and is a predicted model, not a curated record. Gene Ontology annotation, cellular component: BLOC-1 complex; gamma-tubulin complex; BORC complex. The transcript is spliced from 2 exons.
AUAUAAUCGCGAUACAUAUAUUACUUCCAGAAUUAAUCUAAAUGAAACAACCUGUAGUCCUGAAAAAUAAUUCUGAGAAUUUCCGUUUCUCGACAAAGUUAAAUUAAUUAUUCUUUUUAUCAAAUAUUACUAAUCUUUUUUAAAUAAAUAUAAUAACUAGUUGAAAGGAGCCAACUUUGUCGUUAACUAAAAACUUAGCUGUUUUCGAAAAUAUACGCAUAUUGGCUCGAUGUAUAAUAAAUAAAGAAAAUACGAUACGAACGAUACGCGAUGUAAAAAUCGGUUAUAAUAAAUAAUAAUUAUAGAGAACUAAUUUGAUGUAAAAAUUACGUCACAUCGUGAUGUACAAGAACGAGUGAAUGUGUCGAAGAUGUGACACGAUUAAGAAGACAGUGUUCAUCGAAAUUACAGUUGGUCGUUGAUUUAACAAGUUUCGUUCGGAGUGAUACAAAUUAAAAAAAAAAAAAAAAAGAAAAUGACAACCGUAAACAAGCCGUCAAAAGAACCGACACAAUCCACUGUGUGCGCACAGAUGGAAAGCUCCAUGACAGAUGGAAAUUCAAGAUGCGAAUCGCCGAAACGUGGUACAACACUUUCAACUAGUACCAGUAGUUUCGAAGCUCUUGAUCCUCAUGAUCCAAACCUAAGUCGUUUAGCUAAUACGAUGUUUCAAAAAACUGGCGAAUACUUGCAAGAAGAACUCACCGCUACUCACGCUGAUUAUCGAUUACUAGAACGACUAAAUAAAGAGACUAUCGCAAAGUACACAGAAUUGAAAACAAUAUCGUCGAAUGUUUCAAUAUCAUUGGAUUCUUUAAACGAAAAAUAUAAAAAUUUGCGACCUAUAUUGGAAAAUAUUGAUCAAAUUGACGAUAGUGUUAAUAAAUUGGAGCAAGCAGCUUAUAAGCUAGAAGCAUAUUCUAAACGAUUAGAGGCAAAGUUUAAAGAUCUCGAGAAGGAUUUAAAAAAGAAUGAAAAUCUUCAUGUUCUUAAACAAUGUAUAGAUAAUGUGACAAAAGGUAAUGUUAUGACUGGAAAUAAGCCUACUUUAUAAUCAAAUUUUUUUCUAAUACCGAUAGAUCGCAUAAUAUUGAAUAUUUAAAAUUUGUCAAUAAGAAAGAUUAUUUAAAAAUAUUAAUAUAACAUUGAAUGCGGAUGGAUAGUAAUUGUUAAUUUUGAGAUUUCUUAUUUUUAAUUGAAAUUGAUGAAAUAUAUUUGUGCUUACAUUUACUUCAAGAAAAUAACAAUAAAUUAAGUUAAUGAGUAAUUACAAAGAAAUAACUUAUAAAAUUAAAGUAUGUAGUUUAAUAGUAUUACAAUGAUCAUUGGUGUUCACGUUUCUAUGUAAAUAAAAGAUGUUGAAAUUUCACAAAAAAUGGAAAUUUAGUAUUUCUAUAGUUCUAUUGUUUAACACAUAUUUUUACAGAAUUAUUAUAAGGUACUUAUAAGUAAUUACGCACCAACGUUAACAAACUAUUUUAAUGCACUUAGCUUUCUUUUUUAUCUUAUAUUUUCAUACAUUCUUUGUAUAUAGAUGUCAAAAACAAUAUUUUAUCUCCUAUGUGACAGAAGAUCACUCAACGCAUUUCAAUAUAAUAACUAACUUAUUUUCUAUAGAGGUCAUUUUCUACUUAGUAAUCUAUGAUUUUGACUCUGCAUUUGAAAAACAAAAUAAGAAGAUAGACUUUCUGAAAAGAUUAUAAAAUGUUCUCAUCAUUGUCUAAUAGUAAUUUAAUCCAAGAAGAUUGAAGAUUAUAUUUAAUAACAAAUAUAAUACGUUACUAUACAGAAUGUAAUAAAUGAUCAAAAUUCUUUGUCGCGAGAAAAACUGCUUAAUUAUUUCUCUUUGACCCCAUGAGAAUUACAAACGAUACGAAUUGCUUAAUUCGUUCUUUUUUAGAGACAUAUUAUUUACCAACAAUAUCUGUCUGUAAAUUCAAUUGUAUAUUUAUAUAUCUCGGUAUUUAAAUAUUUAUAUCAUUGAAUGUUAAAAUAUUUCUGGUUGUCUUCAAACAGUCUAUCAGGCAUAAAUAAGAAAUGUAUUUGUUUCUUUCACAAAAGCUGAGUUCUAACAAAAUUCUAACAAAAAAUUAGAUAAUAAAUUACAUAUAAUCAUUGCAGACUCAUGAAUACAUAAUUUUCGAUGCACCUUGUGUCUUCUUCAUAGAGGAACAUCAUAUAUAUAUAUCGUUACAUAAAAAUGUUUAUGGCUCCUGAGUGUUAGACUUUAUCAUUAAUGUUAUUAUUUAGGUGUUAAAUAUUCGUCAGAAAAGGUGUAACUGCUUUAAUGAUAAAUAAUAGCAAUUUGAGAAACCAAAUUUGUCACUUGAAAAUAAAGCAUUGUAAGAUUUAGUAUUGCAUCUAGCAAUCUAAAAAAUUGCCAGCCAUUAAAAGUUCUAACGCAAUUUCUGGUGCAAUCGGAAACUCUGGGAUUUCUGUGCUGCUAUUCGUGUAACGAACUUUAUAAGUAAAAUACAUGCAGACUUUUUGAAGUACAUGAGAACUGUAAGAAAAAUGUUGAUGAAAUAAAAAAUUUUAUGCCAGAGA